CUAACCGUUUGUUUUUGGUGACAGCAAAGUGCGCGCGUUUGUUUCCUAUCGAGACGUUUCAUGCGGCUUGGUAAUUUGUUUUUGCCGAGCUUAAUUAAUGUAGUGACUGUUUUUAUUCGUCCGUGUUCGUUAUUCUUCUACAAUGUCCAAGCAAAGCAAAGACAAACUGAACAGUUCCGUGACACUGUUCAACUAUUUUUCCCGAUCACCAGCAACACCCAAACUCAAGCCGUCGUCGUCAAAUCCAGGAACACCGGUCGCCGCCAACGAUAGUAAAACAGGGAACGGAACUCCUAAGUCCAUCAAAAAAGAGACAACUACCCCUCGCUCGAAUGCCAAGGUGAGCGAACGGAAGGAAGACGAUGACCGCGAAGAGGAAAUUGCACCGAUGAAAAAGCGUCGCCGAAUUGUAAUAGAUGAAUCCUCUGACGACUCGGAAACAGAAAACAAGGCUAAGAAUGAUAAAACACCACCAAAACUUUCUUCCUUCGAGCGGCUGGACAAAAACAGGACAGAUUCACCCAUGCAGAAGAGGAUUAAAUUGGAGGAAGAUAACUGUGCUAAGGCUGUGCCUGAGCCCAAACAACUAGCUGAAGACGAGGAAGAUCCAGCCACUUCAACGUUGGAUGAGCCUACAAUUUGGGCUCACCAGAAGCUGGAUUUUUUGAAACCGGGAAAGAUCAAGGAUAUCCAAGGGAACAAACCAGGAAGUGAGAAAUAUGAUGCCAGAACACUCUACGUCCCUGAGUCGUUUCUGAACACCGUAACCCCGGCUAUGCGUCAAUGGUGGGAGCUCAAAUGUAGACACAUGGAUUGCGUGCUGUUCUUCAAAGUCGGCAAAUUCUACGAGCUCUACCAUAUGGAUGCCACCGUUGGAGUAACAGAGCUAGGAUUUUCGUACAUGAAGGGUGAAUUUGCACAUUCCGGAUUCCCUGAGAAGGCGUACGAGCGGAUGGCCACUGUUUUAGUUGAGAAAGGAUACAAAGUGGCUCGGGUGGAACAAACUGAAACGCCGGAGAUGAUGCAGGAGAGAUGCCGAAAGACUAAAUCCAACAGUAAAUACGAUAAAGUGACGAAACGGGAGAUUUGUCAAGUGACCCAGCUAGGAACGGAAGUGUUCGGGCAGCAAGUGCGUUUAACGCUUAACCAUCAACCAAAAUUCAUGCUAGCUAUAACGGAACGUGGUAAAGCCGGAGUGUGCGAUCGCUAUGGUGUUUGUUUCAUCGAUACGUCGCUUGGAGUUUUCCACGUUGGAGAAUUCGAUGAUGACAACCAGGCAUCGCGCCUUCUAACGCUUCUGUCUCAUUACACUCCGUGUCUGGUUUUGCAUGAACGAAGCUUGUCUUCGCCUGGAAUUCAACAAGUGUUUAAAACGGUUCUUGCCGGAACUCGUAAGGAGGCUCUGACGAAUGAGUCCCAAUUUUGGAAGGCCGAAAAAACUUUGAAGUACUUAGCGGAACAUUUUUAUGGUAGUCCCAGCGAAGACAAAACAUCGAAAUGGCCAGCAGUGAUUCGUUGUAUGAUGGAUGCAAAUGACCAUCUAGGACUGACUCCUGAUGAUCGCUUUCAACUUGCCCUGAAAGCUUUGGGCGGAUGUGUUUGGUACCUGAAGCGAUGUUUGUUGGAUCAGCAAAUUAUUUCGUUGGCCAGUUUCGAGCUUUAUGUUCCUCCAGACGACACAACGACAAGAAGGGGUAUCGAAAUUGCAAACACCAAUCGAUUUAUGGUUCUGGACGCCAUUACCCUGAACAAUCUCAGAGUCGUGGAAGGCGAACAAUCACUGGUAUCGAAAAUGGACCAUUGUUGCACCAUGUUCGGUAAACGACUGCUGCAUCAUUGGAUCUGUUCGCCAAGCUGUGAACGUGAAGUCAUCGUCGAACGACAGGACGCUGUGACGGAACUGUUGUACGGUAUAAGUCUUCUGCAAGAUGUGCGACAAGUUUUAGGCGAAUUGCCAGAUCUGGAGAGAAUGUUGGCCCAGAUUCAUACUUUUGGUAAUGCCGAGCGCAGCAAAAAUCACCCCGAUGGAAGAGCUAUAUUGUAUGAGGAACACAUUUACGGCAAGAAAAAAAUUCAGGAUUUCAUAAACACUCUACGAGGAUUCAGAGCGUUAACCAAGCUACCGGAACUGUGUAAAGGUGUUACAUGCAAAUUGUUGAUUAGAUUGACGCAGACCGCAAACGACGGUGGGUCGUUUCCUGAUAUGAACGCCAAAAUUCGGUUUUUCGAAGAAUCAUUCGACCAUGAGGCGGCUCUAGAAAAAGGAAUAAUUGCUCCCGGACCCGGCCUCGACGAGGAAUACGAUGCUGUUCAACAGGAGAUUCGUGAAAUCGAAGAAGAAUUGGAAAAAUAUAAGCGAGCCCAGGAAAAGUAUUUCGGUUGCAAGAUUAGUUAUUUUGGAACGGACAAAAAACGCUUCCAGCUUGAGAUCCCAGAGGAUGCAGCAAAGAAGGCAAAAAGUAGCUAUAGUCUGGAAGGUCAGAAAAAGGGUAAAAAUGGUGUCAAGCGAUACCAUACAGAGGAAACGCGCGAUUUCCUCAAACGGAUGAUGCAAGCUGAGGAUAAGAGGAAGGUAGUUUUGAAGGGUCUGUCUCGAAGAAUUUUCGAGAAGUUUUCUGGUGAUUAUGAGCUCUGGAAGACGUGCAUAGAUUUGACUGGAAUGGUAGAUGUUUUGACAUCUUUCGCGGAAUACGCACGCAGUGGGGGUGAUAUGUGCGUGCCAGUUAUUCUAGAUGACUCGGAAGGGCAGAUUUUCGAGCUUGAGGAAGGAACUCAUCCUUGUGUCAGCGAUCGCGACAACUACAUCCCCAAUGGCGUUAAGCUUGGCACGGAAAACUCGCGUAUGAUCUUGUUGACUGGACCCAACAUGGGUGGAAAGAGUACACUCAUGCGACAGGUUGGAAUUUUGGCAGCCAUGGCACAGAUUGGAUCACUAAUUCCGGCCCAAAGCUGCCGGAUGACGCUCAUAGAUCGCAUUUUCACCCGUCUUGGAGCAAACGAUGACAUUAUGGCAGGUCACAGUACCUUCUUGGUAGAGUUGAACGAAACCUCCACGAUCUUGAGACAUGCAACCGAACGCAGUCUGGUGUUGUUGGACGAAUUGGGUAGAGGCACAGCUACAUACGAUGGAACCGCAAUCGCUGGAGCGGUUGUUGACUUUCUAGCCACUAUGAAAUGUCGCUCGAUGUUUUCCACUCAUUACCAUAAUUUGGUUGACAAUUUCGCCGGGGAUGGUCGUAUCAGUUUGGGACACAUGGCUUGCAUGGUCGAGAACGACGAUGACGACGAUCCAACGCAGGAAACGGUCACAUUCCUUUACAAGUAUGCGGACGGUGCCUGUCCCAAAUCGUACGGGUUCAAUGCUGCCAAAUUGGCAGGAAUGCCGGCAAGUAUAAUCAAACGGGCUCACGAGCUCUCUAAAUCCGUUGAAGUCGAAGCACUAAAGCGGAAGAUCUUCACCAAAUCACUUCAACGAGCCGAUGACAACGAGGUGAAGGAUUUGUUGAGAAAGAUUAAAGCGUGUAGAUUUUAAUGGUCACCAUCGUAUUGAUGUGAGUACCCAAAAUAAAUUGCUCGAAAACAUUUUUGUAGGGUUCCUAACGACAUAGUCGAUAUAGAAAUGGAGAAAUCCAUUAUUGUUCCCAAAUCUCAAGUAUUACAUUUCGAUGCGCCAUAACCAUAUUAUUUGUUAUACUAUUUGUUGUACAAUAAACAUUCAGAUUACUUCGGA
Molecule: messenger RNA, 3730 nt
Organism: Toxorhynchites rutilus septentrionalis
Lineage: Eukaryota; Metazoa; Arthropoda; Insecta; Diptera; Culicidae
Gene: Msh6
Product: probable DNA mismatch repair protein Msh6
Exons: 4
Coding region: 143-3532 (1129 amino acids)
Biological process (GO): mismatch repair
Cellular component (GO): MutSalpha complex; nucleus
Molecular function (GO): ATP binding; mismatched DNA binding; ATP-dependent DNA damage sensor activity
Source: RefSeq, a predicted model, not a curated record